This is a messenger RNA of Nematostella vectensis (starlet sea anemone), 2455 nucleotides long. RefSeq names its product sorting nexin-21. Gene Ontology annotation, molecular function: protein binding; phosphatidylinositol phosphate binding. The record is from RefSeq and is a predicted model, not a curated record. The transcript is spliced from 3 exons. Bases 151 to 1158 code for a protein of 335 amino acids. NCBI's taxonomy places the organism in Eukaryota, Metazoa, Cnidaria, Anthozoa, Actiniaria, Edwardsiidae. Gene Ontology annotation, cellular component: early endosome membrane. Gene Ontology annotation, biological process: protein transport.
CCAUGAUGCUUUAGUAUCGCGAAAGGCGUAUAGUAAACAUGGCUAUAUCCUUGUGGCAUUCCUUGAAAGGCCGUCCAAUUUUCCAAUAUUCCUGAUGGUUUUACUACACAACACUCACCCUAACAUCAGGGAAUCGAUACUUGAUUAACCAUGAGUUCAAAGUUGCUUGAAAAGCUAUCGCCGCCUAAUGAAAUUGGGGAUUUCGAUCAAGAGUUGGAAGAUGAAGGGAUUUCACUUCCUGCGAAGAUGUCGUUUAAUGGCCGCUUAGUAAUUAAUGAAUCAAACCUUCCACACUUAAACCAAGAUGAUGAUUUUUCCAAUGAGGAAGAUGAGAUGAGUGCCACUGAAAAUGGGUUUCACGCUGACAGCAUCAUUCGGGGGAUGAGCACCCGAUCAUUGAGAGAUCUCAAGAAAACAUUAAGAUUUGAGAUUAUCUCAACAAGGAUUUGUGAAGUUUCGAAACAAAAACAUGUGUCGUAUGCAGUUGCUGUCAUGAGAACUGAUAGAGUGGAUGUUGACAAAGCUGUUGUGGACAGACGUUAUUCGGAUUUUGUGAAACUCUACAAAGGACUUCGUAAAUUAUUCCCAAGAUUGAUGUCCAAAGUCCAACUACCAAGUAAAGUUAUUGGCUCCAAAAACUUUAACAUUGAAGUGCUUCAGUUGAGAAGUCAUGCCUUUGAGACAUUUCUACAGUAUAUUUAUAGCCAAGAUGAGAUCUGUACAUCCGAACCAUUCAAAGAGUUCUUCUACAUGCCCGAUCUGAAGCAGGCAUGUUCUGACAUUCGUGGUGGGAAAUUCACUGACGCCUUAUCAUUGUUACUCAAUGCACUUCAUCUGCAGCAGAAGCUUAAUGAUGGUUUCCAAGAAACUGUAGCUACACUUGGAAGUGUAGUUGUUGUAUUGAAUGCUCUUGAAAACUUCAAAGAAGCAGAAAAGUAUGCUACUGAGGCUCUUGAACUGAUAGGCCAUGAUAUGGGAAGUGCAUACUUGAUACCACUUCUAAGCACAUGUUCUGAACUUCGAUGGAAGUUGGGCAUGGAUAAGAAGAAGCUUGAGAAAAGACUCAUUGAGGUACAGAGAAAUUGUGGUAUUGAGAUGGAACAUGCAUUUACUUUAAGAGAACUUGCUGUUACAAGAUAUACUGAGAUAGAUCAAUAGGACAUUUUAAAAAGUCUUUAAAAGUAAUGAACUGUAUACUAUAUCUAUUUCAGUUAACAAUGGACACUUGUUCACUGUUUCAGCGUAAUUUGAAAUGGACACAUUUGUCUGCUACGUCAUACCAUGUUUCAAAUUUCUUCUGCGUACCACUUUAGAUAGGAUAUUGUAUCAGGGCCUAAAAUUACACUACGACACUAAAUCUUAUCAGAUAAUAAGCCACAAUUCCAUUGAACCUUUUUACUACCUUCCGUUUUAAUUUCGCAACAAUAGUUUAAUAUUUUAGUUUCAAUUUAUGCAAACUUCUAAAAUUCGCCUGCAACCAACUAUGACUGUUUUACCCAAUGGUUAACUACAUGCAAAUUUGAAAACUUUCAGCAGGUAUGGUAUGCUUUGGCAAAACUUUAAGCCUUUUUUAUUAUGUUUUGUAUUACAAGAAACUGAUUUUUAUCACAAUUCAAGCUAAAAGUUUUCUAGGCAGUUACCCAUGCCAAUGAAUGGCAUAAUAAAAAUGUACAAGGGGCAGUGUUAUCCCUUUUAUACCAGAAUCUUGGGUUUGAUGCCUACAAUUACUGAACAUCAAAAAUGACAUCAGCCCAGAUUGCUUUUAUAAGUUUUUUUUCCAAGAAGAAAAAGACAAUUUUAAGAAAAUUUAGACCAAAACAAUGUACUAUAUUUGUAUAUUUACAAGAGGUAAAUUUGUAUCAAAAUGAAAUAAGUGAGGAGUUACUCCAGUGAGAGAAGUAUUUCAGUAACCAGGGUUUGUCUUUAUAGUCUAGUACCUAAAAUUUUCAAAAUAGCUGUUCCCACCUUUUGGGCAACAGGUAGACUGGUGCCAAGUAGGGAAGUUCAGAUAUGUACAUAUACCUAUUUCAAAAAACGUUGUCAGUGCAAAACGGCAAAUGGCAGUUCUAGGACCGUAAGGAACCAUGGGUCUCAUUAAAUUUCUACUAAAUGCUGAAGAAUAUGAAUAAAUCAAACAACUAUCCAUUAAAGAUCAUCAAUGUAUGUCUCUGACAUUGCUAGACUUUAUUUAACAUCUUUAAUUUUACGAAUGAUUAGUACCCAGAAGCACCGUUCGGGCUUAGAACUGCCAUUCACCAUUUGCACUGACAACCUUUUUUGAAAUAGGUGUAUGACAUGCUCUAAAUUUGUGUCGGUUCUCUCCUGAACACAAGACAUUUUCCAAGAAAUUGUAAUUAAAAUGACAAGGUGUGAACACACACUGCUCAUGUGUUAUUAAGCUAUCAGAGAGUUAUUGUAAAGUUUGAAGUCUAUUUUUAAUAAAUUGUUUGAUAAA